AUGCUCUUUUGUGUACUCAUUCUAUUGAUGCUUCACAUGGCUUCUGCACUCAAGAACGUUGUGGUCGUUGGCGGCAGUUAUGUUGGCAUCAAUGCAGCUCGUGAGCUCAUGAGCAUCAUACCGGCAUCUCAUAGAGUCCUCCUUGUUGAGCCUCAUACUCACUUCAACCACGUCUUCACCUUCCCCAGAUUCGCCAUACUGCCAGGCUAUGAGCAGAAGGCAUUCGUUCCGUACAAUGGCGUGUUCACGCCAUCAUCACGACACAGCACUGUAGCUGCUCGAGCUACUCACGUUCACCCAGAUCAUCUCGUGAUCGACAAGAAAUGGAAUGGCUCAAACAAAAUACCAUUCGACUAUCUGGUCCUGGCAACUGGCACCCGUCUGGCGGCUCCCUCGAUGAUGCCGUAUGAUGACGAUGCAUCUUCGGUCAAGUAUCUGCAAGCAUACCAGAGUCAGCUUGCUGCUUCUACAUCUGUGGCGAUCAUCGGGGGUGGUGCCGUUGGGGUGCAGAUGGCUCUAGAUCUCAAGGAGAUUUACCCAGAGAAGAGAGUCACCCUUGUCCACUCCCGUGAGAACCUGAUGCAUCAGUUCCAUAGCGACUUCCACAACAUCCUCAAGGACGCUUUCGAGGAGAAAGGCAUCGAGCUGAUCACCCAGGCCCGAGCCAAGGUCCCUGAAGGUGGCUUCCGUAAUGACGGCGAGACUGUCGACGUUGAGCUCACGAACGGUCAGCGAGUCUCAGCAGAGUUUGUUAUACUGGCUACCGGGCAAAGGCCGAACAAUGGGAUGAUUCAAAGUCUGGCGACGAAGAACCCGGACGGCUUAAUCAACCCAGCAAAUGGUUUUAUUCGCAUCAACAAGACUCUGCAGAUUCAGGACGACCAGUACCCCAACAUCUUCGCGGUCGGCGACAUCGCAGACACAGGCCUCCACAAAGCCGCAAGACCCGGUGCAGCACAGGCCAAGGUCGUGGCCAGCAAUAUCUUAUCACUCAUCGAAGGUCAGAAAGCCACAGCAGAGUACCAAAACUCACCGAGAGCGAUCCAUUUGAGCAUGGGUCUCAAACGUAACAUCGUCUUCCGCAACCCCGAUGAGGCUUCAGGCAAUACCCAGCCGAUGAUCAAGGAGAAGUUCGACGGCCGAGAAGAUAUGAAUGUGGAGGGCAUGUGGGAGAGGCUUAAUGUGGCAAUCAGGAAGCCUGUUGAACAAGAGAUCCGAGCUGAGCUGUGA
This is a messenger RNA of Fulvia fulva, 1230 nucleotides long. RefSeq names its product Fe-regulated protein 8. The record is from RefSeq and is a predicted model, not a curated record. Gene Ontology annotation, cellular component: cytoplasm. The transcript is spliced from 3 exons. Gene Ontology annotation, molecular function: flavin adenine dinucleotide binding; electron-transferring-flavoprotein dehydrogenase activity. The coding region runs from base 1 to 1230 and encodes 409 amino acids. Lineage: Eukaryota; Fungi; Ascomycota; Dothideomycetes; Mycosphaerellales; Mycosphaerellaceae.